GCUAUUAUUUGUCGAUUCAUGAAUUUGGGUUUGCCCUCACAGUACAAAGAAUUCGAGGUUGAAGGGAGUGUUUAACAAAGAAGGUAGGAGACAGGGGAGAUGGCUAUUUUGACUACUGCUCUUGUGCUUCCGUCUGAGCUCAAACCUUCUUUCUCUCAACAUCAAAUUUCUCUCUUCGUCUCUAGAAGAAGACUUAGGAAGAGUCACCCUGCUUUUCCUGUUGCAAGGCUGUUCGGUCCAGCGAUUUUCGAAGCUUCAAAGCUUGAAGUUCUGUUUCUGGGAGUGGACGAGAAGAAUCACCAGGGGAAGCUUCCUAGAAUUUACACGCUUACGCAUAGUGACAUGACAUCUAAACUCACUCUGGCUAUAUCUCAAACUAUAAACAACUCUCAGUUGCAGGGGUGGUACAACAGAUUACAGAGAGAUGAGGUGGUGGCUGAAUGGAAGAAAGUGGAAGACCAGAUGUCUCUGCAUGUGCACUGCCACGUGAGUGGAGGCCAUUUCCUUUUAGAUUUGUGUGCUGAACUUAGAUACUUCAUCUUCUGCAAAGAGCUUCCAGUGGUUUUGAAGGCUUUUGUUCAUGGAGAUAGUAACUUGUUCAAUAAUUACCCAGAAUUACAGGAAGCUUUGGUUUGGGUCUACUUUCACUCAAACCUCCCAGAAUUCAAUAGAGUGGAAUGCUGGGGGCCGCUCAAUAAUGCAGCGGCGCCUCCUCCUGCUGCCGCUGCUGGUGGUGGUGGCGGUGGGGUUGAGGGACAGCCGAACAUGAGGCAAGUGGAACCAUCGAGGCCAGAAGAGCCAUGCAUUGAGAACUGUACAUGUUGCUUCCCAUCAAUGAGCCUCAUCCCAUGGUCACAAGAUCUCGCCCAUGAAAAUACUCAUGAUACCCAGAAGCGCUUACAGCAGCAAAUCUGAACUGAUGACCUGACUCUAGAGUCUGGUUGUUGCUAUUCAUUACUUUCAAGCACUCGAGUUACUGCCGUAAAAUUUGUUGUAAAAUGUAAAUAAAAUUUGGUGUUUGGUAGGAGGGAAGGACAGUGGAAAUCGACAUCUUGUUUCUUUUCUCAUCCAUUCUCAUAUUUGGAUACAUUAAAUAAAUGAAAAUAAAAUGAUUCACGUAGAAAUGAA
Vitis riparia (riverbank grape) is the source of this 1128-nucleotide messenger RNA. RefSeq names its product protein STAY-GREEN homolog, chloroplastic-like. The record is from RefSeq and is a predicted model, not a curated record. NCBI's taxonomy places the organism in Eukaryota, Viridiplantae, Streptophyta, Magnoliopsida, Vitales, Vitaceae. Bases 100 to 915 code for a protein of 271 amino acids. The transcript is spliced from 4 exons.